Molecule: messenger RNA, 1512 nt
Organism: Lactuca sativa (garden lettuce)
Lineage: Eukaryota; Viridiplantae; Streptophyta; Magnoliopsida; Asterales; Asteraceae
Gene: TIN1
Product: tunicamycin induced protein
Source: RefSeq, a predicted model, not a curated record
AUACAAGAACAACUUCAAAUCGAAUCUCUUUUUAAUUUGAGAACUUAUAUAUAUUUUUUAUUAAUCAUCCUCUUCGCCAUCAUUCUUCACGUAUCGAUGGAUUUUAGGGCUUUGAAUUUCGCAGGUUAUCUGUGUUUGUUCGCUUUGAUAAUACAAGUUUCUGAUAUAAGAGCUCUUAUCUCGAUGCCAGAUGUUAAUCGUCAUUAUCCUAAAGCGUUAACUGAUUUGAAGGAGGCUAUUGUUCAGGGAUUAGGGAGUCAAUCAGACAAUCUCAACUUAUUUGGGUUUGAUUUGAAGGGUGCUUUAGUAGCUCAAUCCAUGGAGUUUGAUCUACAGAUUGAUAACAAAAUUCUUCCAAUCAAAUUGUUGGACGAUGUAAACAAAUGGGAGUACGUCGAUUUGCCUACUUUCCUAGUGGAAGACCCGAUAAAAUUAUCCGGCGAGAAUCCACUUGUACAGAAGAAGCAGACUUCCGGCAACCGGUUGCCGAGUUUACCCCCAUUCCAGCUCGCCGGUCCGAUGGAGCUCUGGAUUCAAGACGCCAAGGACAUGAGACUCUUUCUGCCACAUGAUGUUGACGCCGGUGAGCUGAAGAAAGUAAUUCUAGCAGAAGGCGCGGUGGUGACAGUGAAAGGCGCCAAAUCCGUCAGCUUACGCCACCCUCUUGACCUCCCACUUCCUUUCAACAAAUCAAACACAAAUUUUGCUUCCGGUCUCCAGACACUUUCUGACCACCUCCGUACCGGAACCCAACUCCUCUCUCUCCGUAUCACAGGCCCCACAUCCCUCAAUUCUCCGGCGACACCAUCGCCGACUUUCAACAAGCUGAAGCUAAAGCGACUUGCUCCUGGUUUAGUCGAACUAUCCUCCAUCCCAAAGGUAAACACAAGCAAUUCAAUAUCCGCUAUCGAUGAUACCUUCUUUUCUCCCGGUCAUUUUCCCACUUUCUGGCCGGUGACAUCCAUUAAUGGGUCGAACUCAAACCUGCGUGGGCUAGAGAAGCUGCUUUCUGCACUCUUGACCUCCACCGGAAACAAUGGUGGUUCGUUUAAGCUUUUGAGAGCGGAUGUAUCUGCUCAGAUGUAUGUGAAGAUGGGUUUUGGGGCGGAGAAGAGGCUGAAGGGGAAUGAAUCGUUUUUGGAAGGGUAUCCGGAGUGGAGAAGUAAGCCGGAGAGUGUGAAGAUGGAGUAUGAGGUGUUGGCGAAGGUGGAGGGAGAGAAGUUUGUGCCGGAGACAAUAGUGGAAGUUGAGCCUGUUACGGUGGAGGAUACGGUGGCGCUCGGUGUUGCUAGAGGGAACAUUACGGUGUCGAAGAUGCCGAUUUUGAACGUCCCUUUUAGCCCGUUUGAUUUAUGAAGGUGUUUGAGUCAAGUCAAGUGUAUAUAUAAAAACAUGGUAUGAAAUGAAAUCUACACAGUAGAUGAAUUAGAAAAGUUUCUCCAAUUUUGAGGCCAUAUAUCAUAUCAUAUAGUAAUAUUUGUAAAUAAUAUAAAGUAUCUUUUUUCUUUCUCU